AUUUGUUCAGCUCACGCCAUUGCCAUUCGCCGUAACUUUCGGAAACUUUUCGCCUUCAUUUUAAGCUGCUUUCGGUCUCAAGAACCGACGCCGACAGGACUUACAUCUGGACCGGACAUAUUCGCCUCUUGUUUGUGUACAUGUGAGAGGAUUUACCAGAAUAACGCACACUUUCGGCGACAUUUAAAGGAAACUGAGGGGAUUUUAUAUGCUAGUCAUAUUUUAGACACUUCUCAGAGACUCCAGACAACCAUGUCGGGGGGUAUCGGUAUAUAUGCGGUCAAGAAACGGAAGAAGCCCGUUCAGAAAAUACCCAAACCACCACCACCCGAUGGUGUGAAAUCCAACCCCUCCAAGCGCCACAGAGACCGGUUGAACAGCGAAUUGGACAAGCUGACCAACCUUCUACCCUUCUCAGAAGACGUCCGUGCGCGGCUGGACAAACUUUCAGUGCUUCGACUCAGUGUUGGAUACCUGAAGGUCAAGAGCUUCUUCAAUGCCACAAUCAAAAAGACAGGAGGAAAUGGAUGGCUAAAUGACCGGUCAGGGGCUUUUGGAGGAAACGGACAGUCAGCAACCAGUCUGGAUGGAGUCAGUUUCUCAGAAGGGGAGCUGUUGUUGCAGGCCCUCAAUGGCUUUGUGCUGGUGGUCACCGCCGAAGGUUACGUGUUUUAUGCGUCUCCAACUAUACAGGACUACUUGGGCUUCCAUCAGUCGGAUGUGGUCCAUCAGAGUGUAUUUGAGCUCAUCCAUACAGAUGAUCGGGCAUUGUUCAGAAGGCAACUACACUUCGCUCUCAAACCCACUUUGUGCGACAGUAACGAUGGAUCUGAAGCAAUGCAAAGCAGCAGUGACAUCACCAGAGACAUGGUAAACUACAACCCUCAACACAUCCCUCCAGAAAACUCAUCCUUCUUGGAGCGAAGUUUCUGUUGCCGAUUCCGGUGCCUCCUUGACAACUCAUCAGGCUUUCUAGCCCUUAACUUCCAGGGGAGGUUGAAAUAUCUCCAUGGGCAAAACAAGUUGGCGGAAGAUGGGACCUUGGCCCACCCUCAACUGGCUCUUUUUGUCAUAGCCACACCCCUCCAGCCACCCUCUAUAAUGGAGAUCAGGAGCAAGACUCUUCUCUUCCAAACCAAACACAAGCUGGACUUUACACCUAUGGGUGUUGACACAAGAGGAAAGGUGGUUCUUGGCUACACUGAGAUUGAGCUGUAUGAGGGCUCCGGUUACCAGUUUAUUCAUGCAGCUGACAUGAUGCAUUGUGCUGACAACCACAUCAGAAUGAUCAAGACUGGUGAAAGUGGUUUAACUGUCUUCAGACUUCUCACAAAAGGGGGUACAUGGAUCUGGGUGCAGUCCAAUGCUAGGCUUGUUUAUAAAGGAGGAAGACCAGACUUCAUUAUUGCUCGACAAAGAGCACUAACUAAUGAGGAGGGUGAGGAACACCUCCGUCAAAGGAAGUUGCAGCUACCCUUUAGCUGUGCCACUGGUGAGGGUGUCCUAUAUGAGGUUGGCCCCACACUGGACAUCGCUGACAUUCAAAAUCCAAGCGCAGGCCAGAAGAUGCCUCCAUCUCUGGACCCAGAUUCUCUUCUCGGCUGCAUGCUGAAGCAGGAUCAUGCUGUCUACAACCAGAACAGUGACCCCAAUUCCCAGUUUACUCUUGACAAGGCUUUCAGGGAUAGCCACGCCCUGCUCAGUAUCCCUGGGAACACCUGGCAGCAGCCAACCCCAAGCGCUGUGGCUGAGAUAAAAGAGGAAGGUGUGGUAAAGGACAUGAUGGAAACCUUGCAACAAAUUAUUGGGGACAGCAGUAUUUGCGGCCUUCAGGGUUUUGAUGUGGAUGAAUCGGACCUGAAGGAGUGGGAGAACACUCUGCUCAAGUUGAACUACAACAACGAUAUGGAACUUACCGAAAUCUUCACUGACGACAUCCUCUCAUAUGUCGAGGAUGCUCUCUUUAAGAAAAAUGGCGUUCAGUUGCCCGAACAACUCAAGGGCCAGGGUCCAUUUGUUGAAGUGCCCGAGUGUCUUCCAGAGAUGGAGUUAUCGAAUAACUUAGCUGCUAACCAGGAAUUCAACUGCCAUGCAGAUAUGCUUGUUGGGUCUCCAGGUCAGGGUGGGUUCAUUGGAAUGAACAUCCAAGAUGGAGUGAAUGUCAGUAGCCCUGGAAGAGGGAUGGUGAAGCUCACCCAUAUGGGGCCACAGAUGCUACCUGGCGAAACUUUCGUCCAAGCAUUCGGACUGGAACAGACCCAGAAGAUGCCCAGCAAUAAUAAUAUUAUGUUUAAUCCUUCUCUUGCCAUGAGUCAGCAGCUGAACCAAAUCAGGCUUGGUCCAGUGCAAGAGAAUGGAAUGGUGCCACGUAGCCAGAGAAACCUACAGACCGAAAACCAGCCCCAUCACAACGCAAUGACUCUCCCUCUUCAAAGUCAGUCAAUGGCCUUCCACGGCCAUAAUUCCCUUCCUCAACAACCGUCAAUCAAUCAGAACUCUCAGUGGGUGUCCGACAGCAACAAUAUGGUGGAUAACCUGCUGAACCCUUGUACCCGUAAUGUUUCAGGUGUACAAGAUGCAGGACUGCACUCUGGCCCAACUGCCCAACUACAAGGACAGUUUUCCCUUCACACUCAAAAUGCUGCCAAUCCAGGACUGCCUAGCUGGCAGCAGUCACAGCCUACCCCUCAACAGGUCUCUAAAUCGUUUUCUAGUGGGCAACAGAAUAUGACGGGCUUCAUCGGCCAAGUUACAGACUUGCAAAGAGACAUGCUUGGAGAACUGAUGACGCACACAAACGCACAAGGAUUUGGGUCUGGUUUCCUGCCCCAGACAACUGCAAAUAGCAUCUAUCCCCAGCAAGGAGAGAUUAUCAACAGCAGUCCUCAUCAGACCACCAACAGCUGCAUGUUCAUAAGUGGUCCUCAGCCGCCAGUGAACGGGAUGCAGUAUGGUUCUGCAGAUCCGGUAUCUUCAAUGUCAUCCUGCCAGAGGGCUAAAGGUCUGGUUACCCAGAGUCCUACACAAGCAUCCUGCUACUACCAGAGAGGUCCUAGCAAGUCAAUUACGGGCACAUCAGUCAUCCCACAAGAAGACACCAACAUCAGCCCCAUGGCCUGUCAAGUCCCACUUGGGUUAACUCCAGAUAACAUGCUUGCUCAGCAGUAUCUCUCCUGCAACGGUCAGACACAGAUCGUAAACCGUCCACUUGAGGAGAAGGGGACGUUCCAUUUUCCCCCGCUGGCCAAUGGAACCACCUACUUUUCCGAGAACAACCAAAGCAAUUGCUGUGACUAUUAGUGGUAGAUCACACUCAACACAGUGACUGACACAUCAACAGUGCUGUACCUGUUUUAAAUACAGCAACUCAUUUGUCCCUCGAGAGACAUGUAUCUGCUUCUAAAGACACUCUUGGCUGAAAACCUGCAAGACAUUACAGAACUUUAAAAAGCGAUUUUACCACACAUUUUUUCCUUGCACUUAUCUACUUAUUCACACCCUCUCUAAUGAGAAAUGAGCAGUGGCAGAAAAAAUAUAUAUUUAUUUUUUUUAAGCACGUCCUUUCAUCCCUGAUGAAUGUUGUUUUGCCAUUCUGGCAAGGAAAAAGAGUGAGAUAGCAAGUGUAAUGGCAAGGAGAGGUGUGUAAGCAAGUGUGUGUUUGUGUGUAUGCGAGGCAGCCUAGAGUUCAUUUAUGAAGUAUGCAGAAGCAACGGUGGAAACUUUGGAUUCCAGGGAUGCGAUUCUGAGGAAAGGUGCACACAAGAUGCUAUUUAUCAGGGUAAAGUUCUACUCAAAAAGGGAAAGUCUGUCUCUAUGCACUUAAGAAGGUGAAAUUGACCAUCUGUAGACCUUUAACCUUAGUGUUAUCAGUGUACCCUACUUUAUGGAAAGAAAUGAAUACUCUACUGAUGGCCUCUGUGGCACCACUGGACUGUCAGAGCAGAUCAUUGAUUUGAUCAUUACUGCAAAAUUGUCCCAGAACUUCCCCGAAGCUCCACCUACUGCAGGUUGUAAAGUUGCCCAAAGAAAAAUUUGGGCCUACAAAAUGAAUAGUUCCACAAAAUAGGCCACAUAUUCUUCUACAGAACACUUUUUCCAUUCAAAGAGUAAAAUAGAAACCGUAACGCCUUUAGUACCGUCUGCUCUUGCCACCCUUUUAUGGUUGUGUUAACCAUAUGUUUCAUGUGUAUUACAACAAUAUCUGAAUGUUAUCGCUUAUCAUUUAUUGUACAGUUUUUUUUUGUUUAAAAAUUGUCUUUUGUACUUUUUUUAUGCCUAUAAUCGACAUUAUGGAAAUGCCAUUGAGCCAUUUUUGUCCACUUUUAAUUUGCUAAUUACGCUCUUGCUUUAACACUUAUAUGGAGGAAUUCUAGGAAUUCUUAAGUCGUGUUGCGUGCCAUGAGAAUCACAGCAGCCAGCGAAUCCUGCCUCCAGAAGAAAGUAGCACACGUAAGUCUGCAAGAUGUCUGUUAAACCACUUGAUCUGAAAAGCAUCUGCUGUGUACAAACGUCUGACAGACGUCUUUCAGAUGUCAGUUUUACAUACAUUCUAAGUCACAAACAUCUUAAAGACAUCUAUUUGACAUCUGAUAGGAAACGUCCAGUAGACGUACUGCAGAUGAGCAAACACUCUAAAAAAAAAAUACUUCUUGCAGAAGUAAAUGCAGACUUCAAAUAGACAUCUCCAUGAUGUACGUGUGCUAUCAGUGGUAAAAUUGACAGAAACUGAGUUUUCUGAAGACUAGUCAACAAGAAGGAUCCCAAAAGUAAAUGUUUGCUGCGAGAUUUGAUUGUUUUUUUGUUUUUUUAAUGGCCACAGUGAAAGUCUUUACUUGUUCUUGGUCAAUCAGGAAAUAACAGCAACAGCCAAAAAGUUUACAACAAGCACAACGAAUGUGCUGAAUGAAUCAUUCGGAAUCGGAAAAGUAGUUUUGUGUAAAUUCUACGCAUUAAAUUGAACGCGAUAUUUACGGUAGGCCAAUUUGUGCCUUAUUUUGGAAGAAUAUAAAGCCAUUUGGUUCAAUUGUAUCAGCACUUUGAAUGUGUAUAUAAACCAAAACAUAUUUGUAUAAAAUUCUGUAGCUAUGGAAAUACGUCUGAUUGGUUUCAUUGUACCAAACGAAUCACUACCUACGCUUUAAUUUUGUUAAUGUUUUCGACAGCUGUUGCUUCUGAGAUUUCUUCAUUCUCCCUGCAGUAAGAACAGAGAGUAUGGUGUGAUAAUAACAGCGAAUAUAUACAACCCUCAAAACUCGGUCACCCGAAGCCUUUUUCCUUUCAUCAUUUGAAAUGGGAACACUGUGUGCCUUAAUUUCUGUCUGCCCAAAGGAUAUUUCACUUAGUUUUUCCCUCCCGUUUUCACUCUUAUUGGACGAAAUGAUCGUGGCUUGCAGAGGAGGAAAGGAAUUGAAAAGGCAGCUAUAAUUGAAUCUGAGAAGCAAUGUUUUUUAACGACUGGUUGUUGUUAGCAUGGACGGAAUCGAUUACGCUAGUUUGCUAAGUGUUGUACAUAGCCUCACAGUUCAAGAGUUACAGGACACUUUCUGCCCGUUUGUCUUCUUAAGUGCCUUAAAACAGCUUUCGUUUUCCGAAAUUUGCGACCUUUUUUUCCUCUUUUUGUUUUCAUACCGAAAGCUAAAGGAGUUGUUGGCUUUAAUUUGAUGUAAAUAAGAGCGUUCUGUAUUUUAUUGCCAGAUGUCUGCUGGCUAAGAGAAGAGGCUAGUGAUCGCUAGAAGACUGUGGGAUGGUUGGUUAAUGGAUGAUCAGUUGGCUGAUUGAUUCAUCCGUUUAUCACUCGACAGGUUGAUUACGCACAAAUAAUAGCGAUGGAUUUGGUUAGUUUGCAAGCUUUAAAAUAUCUAUAACGCCACGUCCUUACCUUGCGCAAGGUAGCUCCGUCCACAGUGCUAUGUAUUAAAGCAGUGGUUCUCAAAUGGUUUUGCUUCAGUACUCAGAUUUUACAGUGGCGUUUAUUGUACAAAAGCCAUAUUCAGUUUAAUUUGCUAGGAAUGACAAUGGCUCUUUUGUUUUGCUAAUUUCAUAGUUGGCGUUUUAUGUGUAUUAAAUACUCGCAGUUAAAUGUUUUCACACUUUUUGUGUGAAAUUCAAAAUAACGCACAAUUUUUUUUUUUUUUUAAGAUCUAUUUUUUCUUUGCUUUGCUUACUUAAAUGCCCUUUAUUUAAUAUGACGUUAUAAUAAUGUUAAUUUAAUACUGAAUAAAUAUGAACUAUUAAUCACCGAGGAAGUCGCUGUUUCAAACACAUUGUGGUGUCUGGUUCAUAUUUUACUAACCAAAACACACCCGCGACGUGAAUUUUAUCCCGUGACCCACCAGUUGAGAACCACUGUAUUAAAUAUCUAAACAUUUGUUGUCAGUCUAAUAAAAGUCGAAUUACUAAUUGCGUAAUUCUGUAUGUCUACUUAGGAGGCUGUUUUAGACAGUUUCAUGACUUCAUUAAGGUGCCUGAAUAUUAGUUAUUUGUCACUAGAGGUUUAGUGGUCCAGAAAAUGACCCUUUCGUUUUCUAUGCUUGCAAGUGCCCUUAAAUAAAAACGGGUUAGCAGCACCAGUAAACGAUGAAUUGACCUCACUAACAGCAUUGAUAUCCCCCAGUGCCAAAAAAAAAAUCGUUCAUACACGCAAUUGUUAGGACGUCCUCCCUUUCACCACUAAACUACGAGUCCUUUAGGAAUAAAUAACUGCACUUAACACUUACAAUGCCUGUUUCUUGCAUAACGACGUGUUUGUAAGGCCUCUCUACAUGCAGUAUCUUUGUUUAUUUGUUGUAUAAUUGUGUUUGUUUCUUUUGCUUGUGCAUCCCGCAUUUUAAAUGCUUUUACUUGUACUUUGUAUCUUUUUUGUGCAGUGUUCCGCACAACUGUAAAAUCUGUAUGCGUAAAUUGAUGUCCCACAAAUACCGGCUAUUCACACAUCUAUAUUAUAUAUAUACAUAUAUAUAUAUCUAUAUAUAAAAUAUAGCUCUCGUUUGUUUUGUAUUUGUAUUAUCAAAUGAUUCUUUUUGUUGUGCCUCUCAUUGAUAUCUUUAUAAUAUUAAAAGAGGGUCGAUGACUUAA
Labeo rohita (rohu) is the source of this 7074-nucleotide messenger RNA. RefSeq names its product aryl hydrocarbon receptor 2 (gene ahr2). The record is from RefSeq and is a predicted model, not a curated record. NCBI's taxonomy places the organism in Eukaryota, Metazoa, Chordata, Actinopteri, Cypriniformes, Cyprinidae. Gene Ontology annotation, molecular function: transcription cis-regulatory region binding; nuclear receptor activity; protein dimerization activity. Gene Ontology annotation, cellular component: aryl hydrocarbon receptor complex; nucleus. Gene Ontology annotation, biological process: regulation of transcription by RNA polymerase II.